CGGGCGGUGUCAGGAGAAGUGUUAUGAGUCGGUUGUGUGCGACUCAACUUCCGCAGAUCCUGCAGCCGAAUACCAGACUGGAGACAUGCGCGUGGCAGUGAUUGGAGCUGGUGUCAUCGGGCUAUCGACGGCUCAGAGCAUCUAUGAGCACUAUCAUUCCACUGUCACUCCUCUGACCAUCGAGGUGUACGCAGACCGUUUCACUCCACUGACCACGAGUGAUGGAGCUGCUGGCUUCUGGCAGCCGUACCUGUACGACAAAGGCAACGUCAAUGAGACACAAUGGAAUAAAGAGACAUUUGACUACUUGCUGAGCUUCCUCAAUUCACCAGAGUCCAUAAAAAUGGGUAUAUUCCUUCAGUCUGGCUAUAACGUCUGCACUGAACCAACCCCAGAUCCUUCCUUUAAAGAUUCUGUCCUGGGUUUCAGAAACCUCAGUGACCGGGAGCUGCAGUUGUUUCCUGGAUACAGUUAUGGGUGGUUCAACACUGCUCUCAUGGUGGAAGGCAAAACUUACUUGCCCUGGCUGAUGGAUUGGUUGCAGAAGCGUGGAGUGAAAUUUUACCACAGGAAAAUAGAGUCCUUCAAGGAGUUGGCAGAAACUGGGGCAGAUGUGAUCAUUAACUGCACUGGUGUGAGAUCAGGUGAUCUUCAGCCGGACCCAGACCUGAAACCAGGCCGCGGUCAGAUUGUGAAGGUGGAUGCUCCGUGGUUGAAGCAUUGGAUUAUUACCCACAACUUUAAGACGGGAUUCUACAACUCGCCGUACAUCAUCCCAGGGAGUCGUCUUGUGACUGUGGGUGGGGUUUGCCAGAUUGGAAACUGGAGUGAACAGAACAACUCCAUUGACCAUAAGGACAUCUGGGAAGAGGCCUGCAAGCUCGUGCCCAGUCUCCAGCAUGCCAAGAUAGUGGACGACUGGUCCGGCCUCAGACCUGUUAGAACUAAAGUCCGACUGGAGCGGGAGACCAUUCAGGCUGGUGCAACUAACAUGGAGGUGAUCCACAACUACGGCCAUGGAGGUUUCGGACUCACCAUUCACAGGGGCUGCGCUGAGGAGGCAGCGAGGCUCUUCGGUCAGAUCGUCGACAAAAAAGGCAGCGGACCAAGAGCUCGCUUGUAAAUUUGAGUCAUGGUGAAGACACUACAAUUUAAAUUUCAUAAUCAGUGCCUUUUAAUUUAGUGCAAUUUGCCAGUGUACAGUACUAGAAAUCAGUGGGGGUAACAUGAUGAAAUGUUACAAAAAGUCCCGUCCAGUAUUAAUUAAUAGAUGGUUCAUCUAUGGAAGCAAUAAUUUGAAAAUGACAAUGAAAAGCUCAGUAAAAGUAGAUACUGACAUUAUUUGGCGAUGAAGCCAAAUCUUAGAUUUUCUUUAGUAUAAAAUAACAACAGGAAUCCAGUGCUCUUUUUGAAAGAUCAUUUACUAUGAUAUUAUACACAUUUACACCUAGAGUAUUGACAAGAAUCUGUGCACACAGACACACAGACACACAACGCAGUACUCUAUCUCAAACACUGGCAGGUUAAGUGUGAGCCUGCUGCUGGAUCUGUGCUGGAUGCUGUGUUCGUUUGUGUUGUUGUUUUUUAUUACUUUGAUCAGUGUGUUACUCAUAGAAACAGAUUUGUCAAAGUCUUUUUCCACAUCACCUUUUUUUUUUUUUAAA
Messenger RNA from Solea senegalensis (Senegalese sole), 1664 nucleotides. Its product is annotated as D-amino-acid oxidase-like. Lineage: Eukaryota; Metazoa; Chordata; Actinopteri; Pleuronectiformes; Soleidae. Gene Ontology annotation, molecular function: FAD binding; D-amino-acid oxidase activity. The transcript has 11 exons. The record is from RefSeq and is a predicted model, not a curated record. Bases 86 to 1123 code for a protein of 345 amino acids.